UCGAGUUUCAGUUUUAUCCUUCAAACGGGUAAUAUCCACCUGGUUUGACGUGCCACGACCGAGAAGAGAAUGUGGUACGUCGUCCGUAGGUACCACCACGCAGAACCGACACCAGCAGAUUCCGCAAGCAGCAGAACCACUACUACUGCUAGCUAGCAGUCGACGUCGCGAGAUUAUAUCCUACCAGUUGUUGUUAUUGUUAUUAAAGUCGUCUUUAAGUCUACAAAACGCGCAUUAAAAUAGUGUUUAAAGUAAUAAAAAGUGAAACGGCCGCGUGUGGGUGUCAAUUUCCUUAGUUUACCCGAUCUUUAGUACGCUGCAACCGAAAAAACGGUUCUUUUUAGUGUUCUCGCUACCGCAGUGUCGUAAACGCUCGAAAACAUUCCGUACUCGCAUGUUGAAUUAGUGCUAUAGUGUCAACACAGUAGUGUUUUACUUGAUUUGUGUUUGUUCGUACCAAGUAACAGACAUGUAGUCUGCAAAAACUAACAUUUAUUCAGCGACAGCCACAAGGAGAAACCAGAUAUUUUUGGAAUUCGAAUUUAAUUUUACUAAAAGACAUUAGGAUGAAUUUUGGCUGGUUGAUCACCCUCGCUGUUCUAGCGUUCAUCGAAGCCAACAAAACCGCAGAAGAGGCCAAUAAGACUAAAGAAUCCGAACCAAAAUCAAAACAGACACAAACGAACGAAACAGUACCACCGUUUCCCAAGGAAUACAUCCAAGCGGUUGAGAAGAAUCUUCUGUCGUUGUUCGGGUUAAAAAAUCGGCCCGGUAAAAUAGACAUGUCGAAAAUUUUUGUACCCGACGAGUUGGUUAAGCUGUACGAGUUGCAGAGUGGUUUAAAGUUCGUUACGUCGGCCAUACCAAAGCCUGGGGCAUUUUUAACCACGGCUAAUACAGUGAGGAGUUUUUUACAUAUAGAAAGUCCCAUAGACCAGAGGUUCAGAAAAACCAACAAGUUCCGAUUGAAAUUCGAGCCAAACAUCCCCGAGAUCGAAGUUUUCAAACACGCAGAACUAUCCCUAAGGCGAAACGCCAUCAAGAACAACACGAAAAAGAACGCCGUAUCAAAACAACACUCUGCGUACGUCAGGAUACUGGUCGAAGACAUAAUCAAGCCUGGAAUAAAAGGCAAACAUGGCCCGAUAAAAAGACUUAUCGAAAGUAAACAAAUCGACAUCAGAUGCAACGGCAGUCUUAAGCUUGACUUAACUGAAGCAGUUGAAAGAUGGUUGGAUAAUCCCUCUGAAAACCAUGGAGUUAUUGUCACUAUCCUCGGCGCAGCAAGUCACGCAAAGAACCAUGUGAGGUUGAAGCGGGAUUUAAAUGAACCAAAAGACGAUUGGGCAAGGAUUCAGCCAGUUUUAUACACAUUCACAGACGACAAAAAGAACACAGAAGCUAACAUAAAAAAUCUGAAAAAACGAAGAACGAAGAGAGCUUCAAGAAAACACCUGAGAAGAAAAAGCGAGAACGUGCAGUGCAGUCGACACAAGAUGUACGUCAACUUUGGAGACGUAGGUUGGAGUGACUGGAUAGUGGCUCCCCCAGGGUACGACGCGUACUAUUGUUCGGGUGAGUGCAAGUUCCCCCUUGCCGAUCACCUGAACACGACGAAUCACGCCAUUGUGCAGCUGUUGACGAAUUCCGUGAAUCCGGCCAAGGUGCCGAAGCCUUGUUGUGUACCCACGCAGCUGAAUGCGAUAUCGAUGUUGUAUUUGGAUGAUGACAAGAAGGUGGUGUUGAAGAACUACAAGGAGAUGGUCGUUACAGGUUGCGGAUGCCGGUAGUUGAGUUAAAGUGAAAGGGAAGGGAGUGACGUUUGGGUGGGUGAAAGAAUUUGUGCUCCAAAUUUGUGUUUUUUUGUCAGUUAUGUUGUUUUUUACUAAAGGUUAGGAACAAUAUUAUAUUUCACCUUGAGAUUUAAAAACAUCGAUAAAUAUUCUUUGAUGUAUAUUUGGUAUUUUUUUACUCAAUUUUUCAGCAGUUAUUUUUUGAUUUACCUACAUUUUUAUGACUCAAGCGUCAUUCAGAUCGGCAAAAUUAGUGGUUUCAAUUACACUUUACACUUCUUAGGUUACGAUCAUUCACAAUGUUUAAAAGACACGA
Messenger RNA from Sitophilus oryzae (rice weevil), 2109 nucleotides. It is a transcript of the gene dpp, whose product is annotated as protein decapentaplegic-like. The transcript is spliced from 3 exons. The coding region runs from base 567 to 1790 and encodes 407 amino acids. Gene Ontology annotation, biological process: BMP signaling pathway; SMAD protein signal transduction. Gene Ontology annotation, cellular component: extracellular region. Gene Ontology annotation, molecular function: growth factor activity; cytokine activity. The record is from RefSeq and is a predicted model, not a curated record. NCBI's taxonomy places the organism in Eukaryota, Metazoa, Arthropoda, Insecta, Coleoptera, Curculionidae.